GGUCUAACUUCCUUUAUCCGAACAAUAGCUCUAGUAAUUCACUCCUGUAACGGUACUUUGGAUUUGAAACGUACAAAUACUCGAUUACAGAUGAUGAGGUGACCUGCAAGCUGUCAGCAAUGGAGGACCUGUGGACCGUGGCCGUGGCUGUUUUCCAGCUGUGGAUAUUCGUAGUUGUGUUCUUCAUCACGCUGCCCGCCAUGUUCGGCCUCUCUCUGGGUGUCACCAGCGUCUACAUCCAGAUCCUGGUUAAACUCCUUGAGUGGGCCACGAUACGAAUCCAGAGAGGACGCGAGGAGCAGCCCAGCGUACCCGCACCGCUGCCCAAUGGGAUCAUCGAGCGAGCGGAGGGCUCGAUGGAGGAGGAGAUGGAGCAGUUGCGGCGUUCUCGGUCUCUGGAAGGCGGUGAGUUUGCUCUGAGUGACGCCUUGUAUUUCUGCAAGAAGGGCCUGGAGAGCAUCGUGGACGACCAGGUGACCCAGCGCUUCUCCUCUGAGGAGCUGGCCUCCUGGAACCUCCUGACCCGCACCAACCAGAACUUCCGCUACAUCAGCCUCCGCCUCACCAUCUUCUGGGGCAUCGGCGUGUUCGUGCGCUAUUGUGUCCUCUUCCCUCUCAGGAUUACUCUGGCCAUCAUCGGCCUCUCGUGGCUUGUGAUUGGAACGACUCUAGUUGGAUUUCUGCCUGAGAACAGUGUGAAGUACUGGCUGAGCGAAGUUGUCCACCUGACCUGCUACAGGAUCUGUGCCCGGGCGCUGUCGGCCACCAUCCGCUACCACAAUAAAGAGAACCGACCUCAGAAAGGAGGGAUCUGCGUGGCUAAUCACACCACGCCCAUCGAUGUGGUGAUCCUGGCCAAUGACGGCUGCUAUGCCAUGGUGGGGCAGAUUCAUGGAGGUCUGAUGGGGGUCAUCCAGAGGUCGAUGGUGAGGUCGUGCCCUCAUGUUUGGUUUGAGAGGUCGGAGAUGAAAGACCGCCACGCGGUGACCAGCAGGCUCAGAGCUCACGUAGCAGCAAAGACCAAACUUCCCAUCCUUAUAUUUCCUGAAGGAACUUGUAUCAACAACACGUCGGUCAUGAUGUUUAAGAAGGGCAGCUUUGAGAUCGGAGGAACGAUCCAUCCCGUCGCCAUCAAGUACGACCCUCGCUUGGGUGAUGCUUUCUGGAACAGCAGCAAGUACAACAUGGUCAGCUAUCUGCUGCGCACCAUGACCAGUUGGGCCAUCGUCGUCAAUGUGUGGUACCUCCCACCCAUGACCAUACAGGAUGGAGAGGAUGCAGUCCAGUUUGCCAACAGAGUGAAAUCUGCCGUUGCUUGUCGGGGAGGACUGCUUGACCUGGCAUGGGACGGAAGCCUAAAGCGAGGGAAGGUGAAGGACGCGUAUAAGGAAGAGCAGCAGAAGAUGUACAGCAGGGUCAUCGUCAGGCAGAACAGCAUCAGUGCCACACACACCCGCAGAGACGAUCAAUCAUAAACAAUCAGUCACAGCAAAACUCGGUCAUCUGAUUUUAGACUUUACAGGACAGACCUGAAUGCCACAUCAGACUGUGGGUGCAGGACAGCAUCUCCACCAGCAGGAGGCAGCAUGACACAACACAAUCACCCAUCCAGCUGCUCAUCUCCUCCUCUUCAUCAUCAUCAUCAUCAGCUGCCAGGACUGAACUCUUCAUCACACAGAUGAGGAUGAUUUAUCAUCAUCGCUGUGUCUGAUUUUAACUUUUGUACAAACAUCUGAACCAAACUGACACUUUUGCUCACUGUUUAUUUCUCACAUGGACGAAGAAAUAUUUCAUCUGUGUGUCUACACACAACACACCAUAAACCUCUCACACACACACACACACACACACACACACACACACACACACAUACAGAUAAAUAAUCCACAUUUUUCAACAAAUCCCUUCUGCAGUAACAAGAAAAAUAAUAAAAGAAUCUAAACAGAGAUCGACAUAGUAAAGAAAGUAAACAUUAUUACAAUAUUACAACCUACCUACCUAUAUAUAUAUAUAUAUAAAAUAGUUUGUAAAAUGAAAAGAAAGAAAAAGGCAGAGGGAAAAUUAAACAAACAUCAAACUUUUUUAUGAUUAUUUUUAUAUUUGCCCACAUCAGAGAUGAUGUAAUGCAGGGUUGGGAUGAGGUCCUCACUGAGGUGAGAGGUCAGUCUACCUUUUCUUUCUUUAUUAAAAUAAUCAGAAUAUUUAGGAUCCAUGUAAUUAUUUUGUUAUUUGGAAUAAUACAAAAAUGUUUUUAAUUACAAACAUAAAUGACAAGACGUUUUGGGAGAAAAAAGAUUUAAAGGUUACUGCAAAAUGGACUCGAGUUCGAAGUAUUCGGGUUACUUUACUCCAGUAUUCCACAUGUGUUAAUAUUUUGUCACCUGUUAGCGGAGGUUAAAUGAGUCACGUGAGGCCGCGUCUGUACUUCAGAACCGACUCUGAGGUCCUCGCCUUGAGAGGGAGCCGGCAGGCGAUGUGUUUACUGUGACGGCGCUUUAAUAAAGAAAGCAGAGACUGUGAAA
Molecule: messenger RNA, 2522 nt
Organism: Maylandia zebra (zebra mbuna)
Lineage: Eukaryota; Metazoa; Chordata; Actinopteri; Cichliformes; Cichlidae
Gene: gpat3
Product: glycerol-3-phosphate acyltransferase 3
Biological process (GO): triglyceride biosynthetic process
Cellular component (GO): endoplasmic reticulum
Molecular function (GO): glycerol-3-phosphate O-acyltransferase activity
Source: RefSeq, a predicted model, not a curated record